AUGGCACCAGCGCAAGCACCGAGCCAUGCAAAGAGACCGGAAGCUGGGUCCCAGUCGAUGGGAAGCAUGUGGACGCAGAUGUUUCCACCCAAGCCGACAUACACUGAGGAGCAGGUACCUGAUUUGACUGGCAAGGUUUUCAUAGUGACGGGCUCCAGCUCGGGUGUGGGCAAAGAAGCUGCGCGGAUUCUAUAUGCGAAGAACGCAAAGGUAUACAUGGCGGCACGGCCAGGACACAAGGCAUCCGCAGCCAUGACAUCGAUCCAAGAAUCGGCGCUCACGUCAGCAGGCGAUCUUGUUCUGUUACCACUCGAUCUACCAGAUCUGAUGGCAGUGCGCAAGUCUGCGGAACAGUUUCUCUCGCUAGAAACUAACUUGCAUGGGCUCAUCAAUAAUGCAGGUGUGCAAGCACUCCACGACACAGACGGCAAGGCUCGAACAGCGCAAGGCCAUGAAAUCCACCUAGGUGUCAACGUACUGGCCCCGUUCUUGUUUACUCGCUUGUUGACUGGAGUGCUCUCCACGACGGCAAGUCGGGAGCCGCCUGCUGCCGUGCGCGUGGUAUGGGUAUCGUCUAUGGGCACAGAGACAAUUGGUGAAAAGGGACGCGGACUCUCUUCUGAAUUUGUGGACUACUGGCCACUAAUGUCGCCGCUGGAGCGUUAUGGUCUAAGCAAAUCUGGCAAUUGGCUGCAUGGUGUGGAAUUCGCACGGCGCUAUGCUGAUGAUGGCAUCGCAAGUUUUCCCAUCAACCCGGGCCACUUAAAGUCGGACCUAUACCGGGAAGGCGGCUCGCUGUUCAAGUUCGCGCUAAGGCCUGUGCUGUAUCCGCCCACAUACGGGGCCUAUGUCGAGCUGUUCGCCGCGCUGUCUCCCACAUUGACCCUGGCAGACUCGGGAAAGUGGAGUAAGUACCCAGAAUCGACUUCUUCUGAGGGUUACUAA
Messenger RNA from Pyrenophora tritici-repentis Pt-1C-BFP, 945 nucleotides. RefSeq names its product FabG, Dehydrogenase with different specificities (related to short-chain alcohol dehydrogenase). Lineage: Eukaryota; Fungi; Ascomycota; Dothideomycetes; Pleosporales; Pleosporaceae. The record is from RefSeq and is a predicted model, not a curated record.